UUUUAAAAUAGCUUUUGUACAUUGAAUACACUGAUAGUAGAAGUGCAUUGCUCGGAAAAUGUCUGAAAGCAAACAGUUACAUAGUAUUGACGAAAAAUUAGAUAAAUUAUCGAUUAAUGAUCAGAAAGAUGUCUACAAAAUUUUAAACGGAGUCGGAUUUCAAUCUUUGGCAUUGCCAGAUACCGCAAAAGAGUAUGCAAAAAUUAAUAAUUUAGAAUUGGCGGGGUACGAAUACCCCUCCAAGGUAGAACAACUUCGAAGCCCAAGAAUUGUUAAAAUUGGCGCAUUUCAAAAUAAACUACCCCUAAAAACAGAUGCGCCAAUUGCCCAAAUGAGGGAUGCAUUAUAUAAACUUGCUCUAGAAGCAAUUACUAUGGCCUCUUUAGCAGAAGUUAACGUUUUCUGUUUUCAAGAGGCUUGGACAAUGCCUUUUGCUUUUUGUACUCGUGAAAAACAACCCUGGUGCGAAUAUGCCGAAUCAGCAGAAAAUGGACCAACAAUUAAAUUUUUACAAAAUCUUGCCAAACAGCACAAUAUGGUUAUCAUUUCUCCUAUAUUGGAACGAGAUGAAACACAUGGGGAUUUAAUUUGGAAUACCGCCGUGGUAAUCGAUAAUUACGGUGACAUUUUGGGGAAGCACCGAAAAAAUCAUAUACCGAGGGUUGGAGAUUUUAAUGAAUCGACGUAUUAUUUUGAAGGGAAUACUGGUCAUCCAGUUUUUCAAACAGAAUUCGGAAAAAUUGCAAUUAACAUUUGCUACGGUCGCCAUCAUCCCUUAAAUUGGUUGAUGUUCGGAAUAAAUGGAGCAGAAAUUGUUUUUAAUCCUUCUGCAACCGUUGGUGAACUUAGUGAACCAUUGUGGGGCAUAGAAGCAAGAAAUGCAGCCAUUGCAAAUGGCUAUUUUACUGUAGCAAUAAACAGGGUCGGAACCGAAAUUUUUCCGAACGAAUUUACAUCGGGAAAUGGAAAACCUGCACAUAAAGAUUUUGGUCAUUUCUAUGGAUCUAGCUAUGUGGCAGCUCCGGAUGGUUCAAGAACAGUGGGCCUGUCAAGGAUUAACAGUGGUUUAUUGGUUGUAAAAGUUGAUUUGAACACUUGCAGGCAAAUAAAGGACCACUGGGGGUUUCAGAUGACCCAACGCUUAGAUAUGUAUGCCGAAGCCUUACAAAAAGCCACAAAUCUGAAUUAUGAACCGCAAUUAAUCAUUAAAAAGUGAAUAUUAUUUUGUACUAAUCAAAUAUUUAUCUAUUUUGCUGUAAAUCGAAUCAUAUUAAUUUUUGGUGAAUGUUUAUACAGUUAAUUAACGCAAUGUACUAAUUAUAUAUAUAUGUGUAUGUACUUUAAAAAUAAAAUAACCCUUAACUCCA
Molecule: messenger RNA, 1367 nt
Organism: Agrilus planipennis (emerald ash borer)
Lineage: Eukaryota; Metazoa; Arthropoda; Insecta; Coleoptera; Buprestidae
Product: beta-ureidopropionase
Exons: 7
Coding region: 59-1216 (385 amino acids)
Molecular function (GO): beta-ureidopropionase activity
Source: RefSeq, a predicted model, not a curated record